This is a messenger RNA of Owenia fusiformis, 390 nucleotides long. Lineage: Eukaryota; Metazoa; Annelida; Polychaeta; Sabellida; Oweniidae. The record is from the annotation of a GenBank genome assembly.
UAUAGGCGAUACUGCAACAACCUGUAAAACUCGUCUAUUUAAAACGUACAAAACUGACUGAGGUGGUCUGAACUGUUUGAAUCAGUUUAAUUAUGGUACUCUUCAAAAACUACAAUUCAUCAUGGCUAUUUGCAAUCAUUAUAUUGUUUCACCAGAUAGGAUCAGCUGAAAGUGGAUUGGCAGCCGAUGAACGAAGGCUGAUUAAUGAUUUGGUGAGAGGCAAUGACAUUUUAUCAAGACCUGUGUGGAAUGUCUCUGACACAUUAACGGUGAAGAUGGGAUUGGCUCUCAUAAAGAUAAUGGAUUUUGAUGAAGCUGCAAGCGUAAUGCGAUCAAAUGUGUGGUUAAGAUUUUUAUGGCAUGAUUUUGCAAUGAUAUGGAAUCCUGCAG